Messenger RNA from Lytechinus pictus (painted urchin), 3873 nucleotides. RefSeq lists its product as uncharacterized. The transcript has 5 exons. The record is from RefSeq and is a predicted model, not a curated record. Lineage: Eukaryota; Metazoa; Echinodermata; Echinoidea; Temnopleuroida; Toxopneustidae. The coding region runs from base 255 to 1271 and encodes 338 amino acids.
AAUUUCAUUAUUCUGAUAUUGUGACGAUGUAGCCCGUGCCGGUGGCUGGGUGGUACAUAUUCGAUGUACAUUGAAUCAUCGUUCUUUUCUAUUAAAAACACAACACUCUUUUGGUGGGACUGUUUCACUGGAAAACUUUUAAUGACUGGAUUUCCUGGCUAGGCUUUAAUAGUUCAUAAUUCAUAACUGCUCUGCGGAAUUAUCGUCACUUUGACAUAUUAUUCACAGAUUGAUUGGUUGAACAUCUUUAAAAGAUGAAGUCAAUCCUCUGUUUCCCCCUGCUUCUCUUACUGGUGUGUUUCACUCGAAAAGUGUAUUCGAGUCACAUUGAAGAGACUGGUAUGAGCGAUGUAGAGAUGGAGCGAAGAAGGACCUACUGUAUCCGGAUCUCACGUGUUAGUAAGAGAGAUACCCUUGAACUACGCCCUGUUCAUUGCGCAUCAGGCUUCGAGUUCUGUUUCACAUCUACCACUUGUUGCUGUGAGAAAAUUCCAGAGAAAAGGAAUUCCAAGGCGUUAGCCAUUGGUCUAGGAGUUGGUGGGGUUUUUCUCUCUCUUGUCAUCUUCCUCGCUUUCUAUAUGUGUAUGAGAAGACCAAUGAGGAGUGUUCCUCCUCCUCCUGGCACCGCUGACCGUCGAUCGACCAGCAAACCUCCAUUUUCAGAUACAAGUAGUAGACAGAACUACACAUCUAAAUAUGGCUCUUCCCCUUCAUCUUAUUACGGAGACCCGUCGGAGAAGUACGGACCGCCGUCGACGAGGUACGGAUACGCUCCGGGGGCCAUGGAUGGUGAAAGUCUGGACGGUUUCGAUGUAGGGAAAGUGGCGCCGUUAUCCAUAUCGGGCAAUCUCCCUCCACCAGCUUACAGCGAGCAUUCGUUUGCUGUCGGACCCGGUCCGGCUGGACCAGUGGUACUCUACAAACCUGGACGAGGGAGUGACUUGAGUUCACGCGGCUACAGUAAACGUUCUUCUCGACCAUCAUCCGUCACUUCUUGGCUUAAAACACAAGAGGGCGCCCACUCUCAACCUCCUCGUCACUCCUCUGUUGGCAGCGAACGUUCGGUGGUGAGGAACUCCCGUCCUGCCAGCCGUGCGAGCAGCGUCAUCAACGAGGGUUUCGAACCCGAGGGCGACCAGCGCAGCCAGUUGAAGACGUCACCGAGUGUACGAUCUAACGGUGGUUCGACCGUGGCGGCGAGUGAGGUCAUCUAUAACUCAGUAGGGGCUAUGUCCAAGGCUGACCGAGCCUCGACGGUACACGACGCUUAGCUGAAAAAAAAUAGGGGCCAACUACUAUUAUUUGGACAUGUUUGAUGAUGUUUAUGAAAAGUUGAUACAAAGUGGUGUAAAUAUUCUUAAUCAUUGGGCUUAUCAUUGGAGGCCCCAAUAUACACUCUGAAAAAAAAAUCUAUUUAAGCUUUAUCUUUUCAAAGGGGUACUUGCGGAAACAAAAUAUUAAUGGGAUGGUCCAGGCUGACGAUAUUUAUAUCUCAAUAAAUUGAGUAAAAUUCACAAAGCAAUAUGUUCUUUUGUAUUUUAUUAUAUGAAAUUAGGUUUAUUCAAAAUUGUUUUACCAAUAACUAAAACAAUUGGAUUGACAACUGAUGAAGUGCAUUAGUUAUUUAUUGCUGCAACUUAUUUCAUCAUAAAGGAGACACAUCAUUUACACAAUGAAAAAAUGAAACAAUUAUGAUUUCAUGUAAUAACAUAAGAAAAGGGAAAUUGGGGAUGUGACAUCAUCAGCCCACCUAAUGAAUAUUCAUAAAGACAUGCCUAGAACUGUUUCACCGGAAUAAUGCAAAUCUUUAAAAUUAAAAAACUUAAUUAUUUGAUAUCAAAUUUUGAUAAAAUUUCAAACAUUUUGUUUUGUGAAUUUUACUCUAUUUAUUUCGAUAUAGAUAUCUUCAGCCCGGAGUAUCCCUUUAAGAAAGAUACAAGAUUCUUGUCAAAAGAGUUGAUUCUAAUCGUUCAAAUGACAAGACAUUUGUCUUUGUGACAAGAAACUUUCUUUUUUUAUUAUUAAUUCUAUGAAAUGCUACAAUGAUAAAAUAAUCUAUUUGAAUUUGAAUAUUGAGUGUACAGGAUGUAGGCUACGCAUGUGCAGUGAUUUUUUUUGAGAGAGAGAAUUUUGUCAUAUAGUGAACAUACUGAAAUGGGAACAAAAUCGCUGACGGUUUGGAGGUGGGAGACAACAAUCUUUCAUAGGCAGCUGUUCAAAUUCAAAAUUUUAGGGGGACAAUUCCCCCGCUAAUGCACGUACGGCAUGAAAAAAUCGGUGUGAUGAUGUUGGAUAUCAAUUCAUCUUUUCCUUUUUGAAAUCCCUCAAUUUCCGAUGGUUUUUUUUUCUUUCACUUCAUAAUAUUUAGAAAAAAUUGUAUAUACCAGGCUAGAAUUGCUUCAGGGUCGAUUGUGAUAAUAUUGACUCGGUAGUAUCAUAUUCGAAUUUCAUUUUCAUGCCUAUUUUGUUGAACAGUACUAAAUAGAAGUAAAGUAAGAAAUAUAUUUAUGUUAAGACUGUAUGUAAUUCUAUGAUAUUGAAUAUAAUGCUGUUUUCAAUGCUUUAGUUUUAUCAUCAUCUUUGUAUGAUACAGCUUUAAUAUUGAAUACAGCGUUUACUAUCAGAAAAUCUUUAAAUUGACAUGAAACAUAAAUGUAUAUACGAUAUAUUAUAUCUUUGAUGUUUCAUUUGAUAAUAAAGUCGAUCUGUUAUGAUGGUGAAAUGACAACAUUGAUUUAGUUUACUUUGGAUGGCGUUAUUCUUUCGUUAUACGGCUUGUUCGAUUAGAUAAUUAUGAACAAAGAACACAGGAGAUAAGCCAUGUGAGAAUCGAAUUGAGAGAGUGGAUAGAUAAAUCAAUUAUAAAAUACAUGCUAUAAUUUGUUCAUCUGCAUUAUUUUGAGAUGAAAUAAGAUAGUAUCACAACCAUGGGAAUUCGUUCGGAUUGAAAACAAAUAAAGCUCGUUUGACAAUAACAGUAUACGUGACAAAUAUAAACAUCAGCAAUUCUUUUUAUUUGUUGCCGCUUCCUGAACUAUUGUUUUCGUAUUGAUUUCAAGGUACAGUGUUGUAUAAUAAUAAUACAAUUGGGGGAGGGUGCUGAGGGUUUGCUGGAUACGACAUACCGCUUUGAUAACAAAUUGUUAGAAAAAAAUCGAAUAGAUAAUUAAUUUUGUGAUAGAUUUGCCAUGUAAAAAAAGUCAAAUCAGUGAGUUACUCCAGGAAAAUUCUUUGAAAAAUAAUAUGAAUUUGACAAUGCAAUACAACGACCCAAGCUCAAAUAUCACUUGUAUGGUAAUUUUGGGAGGGGUAUAGUACGUCAGUGUGUUUCAUUUUCUAAAAGAGGUGUAUUCGAACUGUGAUAAUUCCAACGAGUGUUAGCGGCUUAUAGACCUGGGGCCCGUUUCAUAAAGGACUUGCAACUGUUGUAACUUUGCCAUUAUGGCAGCUACCAUGGAAUCCUUGAUUUUGAUUGGCUGCUGAACCCUGUUACCAUGGUAGUUGCCAUAAUGACAAAGUUACAACAGUUGCAACUCUUUUAUGAAACGGGCCCCAGAUAACAAGAUGCUUAAGUUUACCCGAGUGUAUCAAUAAAUGGUCAAUAUAUCCGUACUCAAUUAUUGUAAGAUACUAAAUUCAAAUUAAUCGCAAAUUUGCAAUUGAUCGAUAUGGAACUGAGCUUUAUGUCAAUAUUUACACUUCUGCAGGCUUUUAUGUUGUCUCGAAUAAACUCUGAUCGAAAUUCCCAUCAAAGUUGCCCAUGCACAAAAGUUUGGAUAUUUGUCAAGGAAACAAGUCGAUUAUUUGCUGACAGUUGAACAUUGUAAUGUUUUUCAAAUAAUAAAAACAAAUUUUAAUCACCAUGUGUCCAUU